Messenger RNA from Chionomys nivalis (European snow vole), 1996 nucleotides. It is a transcript of the gene Tpst1, whose product is annotated as tyrosylprotein sulfotransferase 1. The transcript is spliced from 6 exons. Gene Ontology annotation, biological process: peptidyl-tyrosine sulfation. Gene Ontology annotation, cellular component: Golgi apparatus. The record is from RefSeq and is a predicted model, not a curated record. Lineage: Eukaryota; Metazoa; Chordata; Mammalia; Rodentia; Cricetidae. Gene Ontology annotation, molecular function: protein-tyrosine sulfotransferase activity. The coding region runs from base 348 to 1460 and encodes 370 amino acids.
GGCGGCGGGCGUGAGAUUCUGCGGCCACGCGGCGGCGGGCGGCAGGCGCUGGAGGCGGCGACAGCGGUCAGUCGCUGCUGAGGCGGCCGCGGGUGCGCUUCUCGGCGGGGCCGGGCAGGGCCGUCGCCUGGCGGUGAAGAAGCGCUCCCGGGGAGGGCGCCAUGGCCACCAGCUAGGGCGGCGGGAGAAACGGCCGACCCAAGAUGCCGGAGCGGCGUCACGGCUGCGCCUCCCCCAUCGUAGAUGCUGACCAUCCUUCUGAAGUAGAAUCUCCAUGGCCUAAACAUUUCUUGACAAAAAUAAUUUUGAGUAAAAUAUAUGUUUAAAAAGAAGAUAACCACAUCAAGAUGGUGGGAAAGCUGAAGCAGAACCUACUUUUGGCAUGUCUGGUGAUUAGUUCUGUGACAGUGUUUUACUUGGGCCAGCAUGCCAUGGAGUGUCAUCACCGAAUAGAGGAACGCAGCCAGCCAGCUAGACUGGAGAACCCCAAGACGACUGUGCGACCUGGCCUGGACAUCAAAGCCAACAAAACAUUCACCUACCACAAAGAUAUGCCUUUAAUAUUUAUUGGAGGAGUGCCCCGGAGUGGAACGACGCUCAUGAGGGCUAUGCUGGAUGCACAUCCUGACAUCCGCUGUGGAGAGGAAACCCGGGUCAUCCCUCGGAUCCUUGCCCUGAAGCAGAUGUGGUCCCGGUCCAGUAAAGAGAAGAUCCGCCUGGACGAGGCUGGUGUCACUGAUGAAGUGCUGGAUUCUGCCAUGCAAGCCUUCCUUCUGGAGGUCAUUGUUAAACAUGGGGAGCCAGCGCCUUAUUUAUGUAACAAAGAUCCUUUUGCCCUGAAAUCCUUGACUUACCUUUCUAGGUUAUUUCCCAAUGCCAAGUUUCUCCUGAUGAUCAGAGAUGGCCGGGCAUCAGUGCAUUCCAUGAUUUCUCGAAAAGUAACCAUAGCGGGAUUUGACCUGAACAGCUACAGGGACUGCUUGACCAAGUGGAAUCGGGCCAUAGAAACCAUGUACAACCAGUGUGUGGAGGUUGGGUAUAAAAAGUGCAUGAUGGUCCACUAUGAACAGCUCGUCUUACACCCUGAACGGUGGAUGAGAACGCUCCUGAAGUUCCUCCAGAUCCCAUGGAACCAUUCAGUUUUGCACCAUGAGGAAAUGAUCGGGAAAGCUGGGGGAGUGUCUCUGUCAAAAGUGGAAAGAUCAACAGACCAAGUCAUCAAGCCUGUCAACAUGGGGGCUCUAUCAAAGUGGGUUGGGAAGAUACCCCCAGAUGUUCUACAAGACAUGGCAGUAAUUGCACCCAUGCUUUCUAAACUUGGAUAUGAUCCAUAUGCCAAUCCCCCUAACUACGGAAAACCUGACCCCAAGAUCCUUGAAAACACCAGAAGAGUCUAUAAAGGAGAAUUUCAGCUACCUGACUUUCUGAAAGAAAAGCCCCAGACCGAGCAAUUGGAGUAGCUGAGCCUGGAACUUCCCACAGUGAGGGAUGACUGCUGCCUUUUCUACAGAAGGGAAAUCUCUGGAACUGCUGUCUCCUGCAGGGAGAAGUGCUGUGACCCAACCCAUCGCUCCUGCUCACCUGCCAGCCUCCUGUCCCUGGGGAGGUGCUACAGCCCACCUCCCUGAGUGAUGGCUCUCGAGCCCAGUGACUCGCACAGCCCUCAAGAUGAGGAGCCCAGCAGGGACGCGGUUCUGUUACAGCUCCUCUUGUCCUUGUCGUUCUUACCAGAUUCCAGUCUUAAUUUCAAGAGAAGGAGAGUUUAAGGAAGGCAUUUGGUUAACAAAAUUGGCAGUCUCGUUCAGAUCGGUUGUCUGUACACGUUCCAGUGUUUUGUAGAACACUUGUGCCUGUUUAAAUAUAUUGAUGUGGAUAAUAGUAAAUACCUUAAUUAUUUAAAUAAUUCAUUGUAUUGUUUCAGAGACGUUGGGAAAUUACUGUAUACAUUUACAACCUAAUGACUUUUGUAUUUUAUUUUUCAAAAUAAAAGCUUAAA